AACUUAUGUUGAGUAUAUUUUGUAGCAUUUAGUGCAAUGACACCUACUUAUGUCACGUGACACAGAUGGAAAAGGGGAAGUGGUAUAUGAAGUAAAACACUUGUCAGCAAAAAUUUUGUUAUUAAGUUUUGUGAGAUGUUGGUUUCAUUUUUUGUAAGGAAUAUGUAAUGUGGUGAGAAUUGAAUAAAAUGAUACAGGUAUGGGCAUGUCAGGUGAAAUAUUUUCGUCUUUAUUUUUGCAUUGGAAAUGCAAAAUAUAUAAACUGUAUACAAAAUCUAUCGAGCAUUUCUCAUAAACUGCAAAUAUUUCAUUUUGUCCUUAUAUUACUCUCUCCUUUAAGCAACCAAAACAUUCUCCUACAAUGUAGCCCCCACUGUUUCACAGCCUUUAUGGAGAAUACAAACCGGAAAUGAGGAAAGUGAGGAGCAGAGCAUGUGAUUCUUUCAUGAUGAUAUACCAAACGAAAAAGAGAAAAUGAAACACUGUUCAAUAUGCUGUCUAAAUUAGCGUUACAGAAAUCUGUAACAGUGACAGGGGCUAAGUAUAGUUGCCACAUAUCCUACCUAACGUCUGACAGGGUUUGGAUCAGUGAUGGAUAUAACAAUCUUAUAUUGACAAACACAGAGGGUGAGAAACUCCAUCAACUCACAGAUGUAAUUAGUGGUGAUGGCGUACAUACUGUGAAUAAAGAUGGGGAAUUAAUUUAUAUAGAUAAAAAUUAUAACAUUAUUAAACUGUCUUUAGACAAAACGAAGAGUUCAAUAAUCAAUUAUACAGAAGCAUGGAGACCACGAUGUGUUUACAGCUCCCCCUCAACUGGAGACCUGUUGGUCGUGAUGUUCAAUACAGAAACGGAUGAAAACAAGGUAGCCCGGUAUAAUUCCGCUGGAGAAAAUACCCAAACCAUUCAACAUGACAGCAAAGGUCAAGAACUGUAUAAAUUUCCUAAAUACAUUACCGAGAAUCGCAAUGGAGAUGUUAUUGUGUCGGACCUCGUUCAUGAUGUAGUGGUGACAGAUAGAGGGGGAAAUCACCGAUUCUCCUACACUGGACCCCCUUCAGGUAAUAGACUGGAUCCCCGGGGAAUCUGUACAGAUGCCAUGUUGAACAUCUUGGUGUGUAGUCAUAAUACACACACAGUGCAGAUAAUUGACAAGGAUGGUAACUUCCUGUCACUUGUAGAGACAUCAAACCACGGCAUGGAAAGGCCUUUUGGCCUGAGUUAUAAUGACAAAACACAUCUUCUCUGGGUUGGUUCUCGGUACAAGAACAAAGUGAACAUAUACAGAUGUCUCUAUGGGGACUCACAGAUCGGUCUUCCUCUUGAGAAUCUGAAGUGCACGAGACAUCCUAGCGAUACAUUAGGCAAGUACUGCACACAAUGCGAGGUUGACUUGUGUGGGAAAUGCAUUGCAACGUCUGAUGAGCAUAAGAAGCACGACGUUAAGGAGGUGGAGAAAUUAUUUCGUGAUAUUCAAAAGAAAGAUGGGACUGGAGUUUUGAUAUGCCUUCUUCUUUGUGAGUCAUACAAAAUAAACCUGAAAGAAGACAAUUGGAUAAAGAAGUCUGAAGCUGUUGCAAACGAUUUCAAGUUCAAGAAGUUAAAAAAGCAAUUCAGUAUAAGCACUCUAAAAAAGUACAAGCCAAUACUUAGAGUACUCAAGCAAGAUAGUUCUGAGGUCGAAUUUUCGAGUGAAUUUUUCAAAAACAAUACUUUUUUACGAUUCGCAAAAGAUCCAAAUUUUCUUGAUGUGUUUCUGACUUGGGCUGAAAAAGAAAACAUAGCUGAAUAUUGUAGAUCAUGGGCGUAUCCAAAGAAAAAAGGAGAAGUGUUUUGCUGGUUAUUGCCUAGACAAACUGAACAGUUGAUAACGAAACUUGAAAAGGAUAUUUUCGAACAUCCUACGUGGAAGGACGCGUCAAUACAUCAGGCUGCAUUUAAAAAUCUGGGCAUACCCGUUCAAAUUAUAAUGAGGGGAGAUGAGUCAGUGAAGAAUUUCAUGGGGAAUCUGAAAAAAGGGGAGACAGUGAUGUAUAAUGCCUCUGGGAUGAUAAUAGGGUGCGCUGGAAGUGGAAAAUCUACUUUGCUUGGGAGGUUAAAAGGCAUCGAUGUGGAAGAAAUUAAAAUCACCACAAGAUCAACCCGAGGAAUUGAUGUCCAUACUGACGUUUUUGAUGUGUCUGGGGACACCAUAGAAAAUUCAUCAAAUCAAAAACAACGCUUUAAGGUUAGAAUGGAAGAACAAAAUCAAACUGACGAUGUUACAGAACAUCCUUCAGAAUUUUCUGAUGAGAAAGUAUCGAAUAUUGAUGAACCUGAGAUAAACGGUGGAAAAAAUCAAGCUGCAAGCGAAGAGGUUGAUGUUGAAGAGUCGACAACGCCAAACACUAUAAACACAGAAACAGAGCCAUAUGAACCAGAAGAAGUUGCUAAACCCAAUGAAAAGGAAGAAGAAGAAUUAGGUGAAAACGAUACCAAUGUCUCUGAGAAUGCAGAAAAUUUGGGAAUUUUACGAGUUUCAAAAAACGUUUCAGAGGAACCAGAAAAACGGAUCACAAUGGUGGACUUCGCUGGACAAUGUGCGUAUUACGCUUCACACCAAAUAUUUCUGAGUCCUAGGGCCUUCUUCAUUUUGGUGCUCAAUAUGCAGAAAACACUGGACGAUAAAGUUGGAGAAGAAGUUUGUAGUCAAAAAGACUCGAUUUUCAACGGCUGGACUUACAGAGAUUAUCUUAUAUUUUGGGCGAAGUCUAUUCACCAAUACAGCAGUGAAAAGGCCCCAGCUUUAUUGGUCGGCACACAUGCUGAAGGGAAAACGCAACGGGAGAAGGUACAGUUUUUCCGCGAUAUAUGGGAGACCUUGGAAACAACUGACAAGUCUUUACAAAGCCAUUUCAAUACAAAAAAGAUGUUUGCAAUAGGAUUCGAUAACAGGGAAUGCAUUGAAAACAUCAAACGAUCGAUCGUUGAUAUUGUUGAAGACCUUGAUCACUGGGGAGAAAAGCUUCCUCACUCAUGGGCUAUGUUCGAAAACUUCUUUCAGGAAAAGAAAAAGCUAAGAAUUAUCGGUAGAAGGAUACUUUUGGAUUUUAAUGAAGCAUUACCGAAGGAGGUAAAAUUGCAAACGCUCGGAGAUAUAAAUACCAUGCUUCAGUUUUUCCAUGACAUCAGAGAAAUUCUCUUUUUCGACAAGGAUAUACUAAGAGAUGUAAUUAUUCUCGAUGUUCAGUGGUUUGCAGAUGCUUUCAAAAAUGUAAUUACUGACGAAAACCACGCAGAGGAGGAUCUGAUCGAGUGUGCAGUAGAGUUUGCCAAAUUCAAUGAAACUGGAGAACUAAAUGACACUUUGUUGUCCAAAAUAUGGAAAAUGAGCAAUAGGGAGUACAUUGAAUACCAAAAUGAUAUUAUGCUGUAUAUGGAGAAGCUAGCACUCUUGGCUAAAAUAGAUGAACAUAAUUGGUAUGUUCCUUGUAUGAAUAAAAAACAAUUUCCUGGAAAUAUUUUCUCUCAAUUCCCUGCCUCAUCCAUCCUCUGUUAUAUGUUCGAUGUCCUUCCUGCUGGCAUCUUCCAACGCCUUGUAGUGAGUUGCAUACAAUUUCCUUGGAGCAUUGUCAAAGAGCGAAAAGGAAGAAAGGAAUAUCCAUGCAUUUACCAGACAGCAGUCGUGUUUCUCUUUAAGGAACAUAACAUUCUGCUUGGAAUGACGUCAACAGAAAUUCAGUUACAGGUGUGUGUUAUUGAGGGAGAAGUUGAAAUACCGACAUGUUUCGAGAUAAGAGAAAAAAUUGAGAAUGAAUUGAACAUUCUUUCCAGUACUUUCCAAAAGAACUCAAAAUACCAUAUUGGUUUCAAAUGCAAACCUGAAGGCUUCUGCGAUAAUGAAAAAAGUACCAUAAUAAACGAAUCAGAUCUCAAAAAUCCGACUCUCCAGUGUAUAUCAUGUCCUGUGGAGAGAAAACAUAUCAUCAACACAAAAGAUAUUACUAAAUACUGGAAACAGGUAGAGGAUGAUUCUGAAGAAGGAAACCUUCACGUGCUAUCGAUUGAAAUGAUUUUAAAUGCAGUGUCAAGAAAAUUAAAAGUUACCUCCUUCAUGCUUGCGUCACAUUGUGAUGUGCAAAUGGAAGAAAGCUCCAAAAUCUUUGAAGAAGAAAACAGAUUCAGAAUUCUCUAUAAAUGGAAAUGCAAAACGCCAGUCAAGGAUCGUUUUGAAGAGUUAAAGAGAAUUUUGCGAAAUCAAAACGAUUUAAAAGAAGCAGCAGAUAGCGUCGAAACUUUUCAAGUAACGGACUUUGAAUGUUCCGAUAUAGUAUUGCCUUCUGAGGUUGUGUCAACCAACGAAUUCCAUAUCUUAGCAGAAAAAAUUCCGAAAGAUUACACUCAUUUUGUGCGAUUUUUAGGUCUGCCCCACAUACAUAUCGAAGAACUGGAGGUUGAUGGGUCUCCUGUGAAAGACAGGAUAUAUAAAUCUCUAUUGAAAUUGAAGGAACAUCAUUCAAAAUUAAGUCGUCUGGAUAUAUGUAGAGCUUUGAAGUUCAUAGAGAGAAAUGAUGUUAUAGAUGACCUAAAUAAGAUAUGGACACUUGGGAAAAAAAAUUGAUCACGAAAUACGACGCAGUGAAUUACAAGAAUAUAUGCAUAAUAAUGAAAAUAAACAUUUGUUGUUCAAGGUCGCUUUAUUUUCUUUAAUUCGUAAAAAGAUACCUUUUUCCGUCGAAGGCUAAAAUUUCCUUACACGGCACUUCGUGCCUUUAAGCACUUUUAGGAUCUUUUUUGGAGCAAGCACAUACAUCUAUUUGAGUAUACGAUCUCAUCCGAGAUGAGAUCAACCAGACUUUGUGUCCACAGUGAAUUCUACGAAAAUCCAGAAGGCUCAUUCAAGAUUCGAGUUCAUAUCUAAGCCAUUCAAAAUACGAGAUUCACAAUUUUCGACUACUUAAUAUGCAAUGUUAUAAAAAAAAAAACCUGAUGGAAUAUGUGAUAUAUAUUUCAAAAAAUGUAUUGUUGCUUUUCACGGACACACGAAGCGUGAAUAAUAUAUUUCUCUGUAUUAUAUUCCCCUCAGUUGCCACAUAUAAUGCAUUAAAGACUAUUCUGUGUUUGUUCGUACCACGUUUCGUUUAAUUAUCGUAUAUAUUGCAUAUUUGAUGAAAAUGUACUGUCUAUUCAAUGAAAAUGUUAUAUUAUACAUUUUUCUCAAUAUUUUUUUACCACAACCUGUUAUAUGUACAUGAUAAUUUUUUCUAUUGCGUUUUUUCCAUGCCGUAUACUUUGUUUAUAAGUUCAAGAAUUUUACAAGAAAAUAAACAUGGCUAUAUCAACCCGUGCUUUAAAAAUCACGCAAUAGAUAAAAAAUUAAAUGAUACAAUGUUCUUC
Messenger RNA from Saccostrea cuccullata (small rock oyster), 5377 nucleotides. RefSeq lists its product as uncharacterized. The transcript has 11 exons. Lineage: Eukaryota; Metazoa; Mollusca; Bivalvia; Ostreida; Ostreidae. The record is from RefSeq and is a predicted model, not a curated record. Gene Ontology annotation, biological process: protein polyubiquitination; signal transduction; proteasome-mediated ubiquitin-dependent protein catabolic process. Bases 492 to 4601 code for a protein of 1369 amino acids. Gene Ontology annotation, molecular function: ubiquitin protein ligase activity; translation repressor activity; protein binding.